This is a messenger RNA of Quercus robur (English oak), 873 nucleotides long. Its product is annotated as F-box/kelch-repeat protein At3g23880-like. Bases 1 to 873 code for a protein of 290 amino acids. Gene Ontology annotation, molecular function: protein binding. Lineage: Eukaryota; Viridiplantae; Streptophyta; Magnoliopsida; Fagales; Fagaceae. The record is from RefSeq and is a predicted model, not a curated record. The transcript has 2 exons.
AUGGAAAACCCAAGAUUUUUUUCACAAAACAUUCCAGAGGACAUCGUGCAUGACGUACUAAAAAGACUCCCCGUCAAAUCUCUACAGCGAUUUAAGUCCGUAUGCAAAACAUGGUGUUCUUUGAUUUCAAGCUCUGAGUUUGCCAAAGCACGCUAUGACAGCGCCAACGAGCCUAACGACAACAUGACCCUUUGGAGAUGCGGCUGCAUUGAGCAAUGCAAAGAUAUAAAUUCUCGUGCCUUCUCCGCCUGGCUUAAUAUCAUAGAUUACAAUGGCUUCAUGCUUGAAACGAAAUCUCUCGACUUGUUUAUUUUUGGAAGAGAAACCCCAGAUAUCUUGGGCUCUUGCAACAAUUUGUUACUUGUUUAUUAUCGUUUUUAUCUUUAUCUGUGGAACCCAUCUUCUGGUACACAUGAUAUGUUUGAAUUAGACUAUGAUAUUACGGAUAAAUAUUCAGAGUUUGAGUUGGGGGUUUUAGAGUUUGAGCUGGGGGUUUUAGGUGGAUGCCUUUCUCUAUCAUACGAUCCCAAUGGAAGCCACCUUGAGACUUGGGUAAUGAAGAAAUAUGGGGUGGAAGAAUCUUGGGAAAAAUUGUUUGUCAUUCCCAAUGUUGAGGGGCAUUUGAGGCCAUUGUGUUUCACCAAUAACGGUGAUGUUUUAAUGGAGGUGAACCUUAAGAAAAUAGUCAUCUACAAUCUUCUAAAUAAUUCUAAAAGAACUGUGAUUCAAAAUAUAGAGUCAGAUUGUUUUGGACUGUGUGUAUAUAAUGUGGAGAGUAUGGUUCUUCCAUAUGAUGAGCAAAGGUUAAACCUUUCUCACCACAAUAAUAAAUUAGAAACACAGAAUCAAAAGAAUUUGAUGGGUCCCUUAUGA